GGUGAACUCAAAUUCAAGCACAUUGCCAUGGCAACAACUCUCCAGCGUUUGAUUAGUCCAAAGAGGGCCCGUUCCUCCCCACCAGGUGCAAAAGUCGAACAAGGCACACGGGAAACUGGACACUGCCUAGCCGCCAAGCACACCAAAGAGCUCCAGAUUUUUCUUCGUCUCGUGGAACGUGACGAGGGUGGCUUCACGGAUUGGAUGGGACGUGUUCGGAACGAGUGGCAGACCAAACUCGAGUCACUGGACGGUCAGGAUGGAGAGAUGGGGCCACUGCCUGAGGGGAUACCUGAGACAGACGAUUUUUGUGUGCCCUUAAACGAGCUGCAAAGGUCCAAUGUUUGUCCCCUUUUGGGGCAAUGGCAUGGCGCAGGAAAAACCAGGUGCAUGGUAAGUUUGUGAGCAGAUGAGAGCAGCUUAGUCGCUGGCUCUUCGAGUCACUCGUGCAAUGCGUUGGCCCUGCCAGCUUGAUUUUGUUUCUCACCACGUGAGAACAGACUGGUAUAGCUUCACCAUGCUUCACCGAUCCAUACGCGCGUGGCUUCGCUAGUGAGUCUUCCCUUUCGAAUGUAGGCUGAGAUGAAGCGGUUUUAAACAGGGUUGCUCCAACCCAUUGCAGUAUAU
Molecule: messenger RNA, 627 nt
Organism: Cladocopium goreaui
Lineage: Eukaryota; Dinophyceae; Suessiales; Symbiodiniaceae
Source: the annotation of a GenBank genome assembly